Messenger RNA from Iphiclides podalirius (scarce swallowtail), 999 nucleotides. NCBI's taxonomy places the organism in Eukaryota, Metazoa, Arthropoda, Insecta, Lepidoptera, Papilionidae. The record is from the annotation of a GenBank genome assembly.
AUGAAGUGUAAAUUUUUAUUGAUAUUUACUAUACUUUUAACAUAUUAUCAAAUUGACGCCCAAAGUCGUUCGAAAGGGCUAGAAGAGAAAGUUCAAUAUUUGACCGAAAUGACUGCUAAAAGACCAAUAAUAUCAUUGAAUUAUAACAAAUUCAAAGAAUACGUAAAAUCACCUGUAAAGGAUUACGCUUUCAUAAUAAUGUUCACAGCCAUGUCUCCAUCACGUCGUUGUGUUAUUUGCCAACAUGUAUAUGAUGAAUACAAUAUAGUUGCUAGCUCAUUCCGUUUUGCACAAACACAAAAUACUAAACUUUUCUUUGGAAUGGUUGAUUUUGAUGAGGGAUCAGAUGUUUUUCAAAUGCUUCGACUGAAUACUGCCCCAGUCAUAAUGCAUUUUCCAGCAAAGGGCAAGCCGAAACCCGCAGACUCUAUGGACUUUGAGAGGGCUGGUAUUCAUGCAGAGGCCAUUGCUAAGUGGAUUCAAGAUAGGACAGAUGUGCAGAUCAGGCUGUUCCGCCCCCCCAACUACUCAGGCGCGUUAGUCACUUGCACUAUGGUCCUCCUCUCUAUCGGAUUCCUGUACCUUCGACGGAACAACCUCGAGUUCCUCCAGAACAAGCAAAUGUGGGCCGGGUUCGCACUGUUCUUCUGCUUCACAAUGGUCUCAGGCCAGAUGUGGAACCAGAUCAGGGGACCACCAUUUUACCACCGCUCUAAGAAUGGUCCUGUCUACAUCAACGGUAGUUCCCACGGCCAAUUCGUUCUGGAGAGUUACUUAGUUGCCGCUUUGAAUGCAUUGGUGGUUCUCGGUAUGAUUUUCAUGAUUGAGGCCGCGGGUGGUGUGAAGAAUGUGGAGGACUCAUCGCGAGCUCCCACCGAGGGAAAGAAACGUCGCUUCCAGGCGGUAGUCGGGCUGGUGCUGCUAUGUGUGUUCUUCUCGGCUCUACUGUCCGUGUUUAGAGCCAAGACUCAAGGUUACCCGUACAGUUUCUUAUUCAAA